AUAAAGCAAUCUAUAAGAGAAUCAUUGCGCCACACAAUUUAUAGAAACCGUAUUGAAGGCCGGAAAUUAAAAAAGUAUUUGAUAAAAAAAUGACGAAACAAUAUGCCCUAACCAAGCCACAAGUAAUGUAAGAAUACAAGACAAUACAUUUGGAUGAGAGAUGGAAAAGUAAUUGAAGUGAAGGUUAGUUAGGUGAAUGUUGUGACGAAACUUAAAAAAACAACGCUUAUAAUGCGUUUGUCCAAAAUUACCCAUCACAUAGGAUUUAAAAAUGGCGCACAAAAGUUCGAACAACAACAGCAAAUUGAACACACAGCGAAAACUCAAGCGACGGCUGGCGGCAAGCGAUUCAGUGGCAGUCAUAGUAUCUACAGCAACAGUAAUUGUGGAAGCGCUCGCGGCAGUGGCAGUGGCAGCGGGAGUGGUGCCAGCGGUGGUGCUGCCACCAACAAUCGCGGCAGCAUCGGAAACGGUAGUUGUGUGUCGUCGUCGACGACCUCAGCUUCAGCAGCAACAUCAACCAAGAAGCGCAAAUCAAAGCCGACAAAGUGUUUUAGUAGCACAGUGUUUCGCUGUUGCAUACCUUGUCGCGGGGGCGGCUCAGCAGCCCCCGCCACAAGUCCGCCCCAUUCGUCCACAUCGCCUGUGGAUGAUGUGAACAACGGCACGACCAUUACCUCAAUUGCAGCUCAGAAGAAGUGCACAAAAGCAGCAUACGAUAAAAAAAGAGACGGUACUGCCAUUAGCGCGCCCCGUGCCGAACUUGAACCUGACGUAGACGCUGAUAUCGACGCCGAAGUAGCCGCCGUAGCAGCAAACGGUAAAAGACAUUCACUUGCCGACACGAUUGCCACAUCGGCAACUACACCCAUAUCAUUGAAGACGCUCAUAAACGAUAGUGAGGAAGAACUUGAGCAUCCACAGUUAAGCGUUGCUGAUAUCGCAGCUGCCACACUUGCCACCGGUAUUGUGGCACGUAAAGCCGAACCGGAAACUUUGAGUGACGCAAGUGUCUCACCGACCGCAGCUAUACAGCAGCUGCCAUUUGUUGGAGCCCGUUUGAACGCCGCACUCGGCACACCAGCAGGCGGCAGCAGCGCGCUUGGUGUAGGCGUGCCGGCAGUGACUACCUUUGCCACUGCCAUUGGCCAAACGACCACCGCAACAACGUUGCAGCAACAACAACAAGUAACGCCGCCACCACCACCCGCCGCACAAUCAGCGCCGCGUGUGUCGCAAUCGCAAACCUCGCCACUACCGCAUAUUAAAGAAGAAGAAGAGUCCGAGCAUAGCAGCAACCGCCAGCAAUACUCACCGCCCGCCGACGCAGAGCAGAGUGCUGUCGGCACAUUAAACACAGUCAGUGAUAGCAGUGAAAGUACACACGCGCCAGCAUCGACAAAUACUUCGGUUUCGGCGCCAACUAGCGGCGGAGCUGGUGGCAGCAGCGCUUUUCAUUGUCAUCAAGAAUUAGUCACACCAAGCGCUUCAACUCCUUCGCCGCGUAUAAAACUCAAAUUUCGUAAGCAACACAAAUCGGGUUGGUCUCGUUCAGUUUUUGCGUCCAGUAGCGCUACCGGUACCAGUGGCGCUGGUGGUGGUGGAAGCAGCGGCGGCGGAGGCGGUGGUAGCAGUAGUGGUGGGGGUGGCGGCAGCGGUAGCGGAGGUGCUACCUCAAACGAGACUCUCGCGUCUAACGGCAGCAACACCAAUACAGCAACCAGCGCUAGCAGCAGCGGACUACAUCGGAUUUCAUUGUCAUCGGUACCCCACGUGUCCAGUUCACAGCUCCUACCAGCCACCAAGAUGCAGGCCGAACAGGGCUCCAUUGGUGAUCUGCAGAAAUACCACAGUAGAUAUUUGAAGAAUCGACGGCACACUCUAGCAAAUGUUCGGUAAGCGUAAAAAAAUAUAGAAACUUGUGUUGUGCAUCGGCGAGGCGACAGUAGGGAUCACAAAAGUAGGUAUUCAUCAUAUCCUACGAAUAUAAUAUAUAAUAUAAAUCUGAAAGUAUGUGAGUGAGUGAGUGAGUAUGUUUCUAAAAUGAUAAAAUGUAGCAAAUAAAUAAUAUAGAACCUAUAUUAAGAUAUGGAAUAUUUUUUUAGAGAGAGAUGAAAUCUGUUUAUAAAGUUAAAAUAAAUUAAAUUAAUUAUUUAAAACAAAUAAAUUACAAUUACAACAAAUUUUUUCGAUAAUAUUUUCGUAGGGGGUUAUUACCUGGUUGAAAGAUUAGAUACAAGUUAAUGAAGAAGUUAAUCGGAGUAUUAAUUUACCUCAAAUUAUUUUGACAGCACUUCAUAAAAUAAAAUUAAAUGAAAAAAGUUUUAGUCUACAAAUUUAUUAAAACACAUUUUUGAAUAGUAACCGAAGGUUUUCACAGUUUUGAACUGGGACUUGAAUAAUGGAUACGUUGUAAUAAAGUAUUCGAUUAACGCGAGCCCAAAUUACAUUGUGCCUCAAAAUGCGUGUAUCAGAUCUUAGUAAACAUAAUAUACAUGUUUUGAUAUGAAAAGACAUUCGAAAAAUUCGUUUGUCAAUACGGAAAAGAUUUCUCUGUUGACUUGGUGUUUUUUUAAUUAAAUUUUAAUAUCUUACUUAGUAACUUUUACGAAGUAAGAAACUUUUAAUUUCGCUGUAGAUUGAUUUAUCAUUUAUUUGUCUGUUUUGCCUUUUCUGUCAGAUUUAUAGUAUUAUUAGAAUAAGGCCUUACCAGCGCAAGUCAAUUCUUUCGCAGAGGUGGUUAAAAGGCCGAUCUGCGAAAAUGGCUAGACAACAAGACUUCUUGUUCUGAUUAUACUGAUCGGCAUAAUACGGCAUUAAUGCUAAGGCAUGUAUGUUCUUGAAAUCAGGUGUAUUUCGUUCCAAUUAUCUUAGGUUAUAGGUUAUGUAGGUAUUAAAUUGUAUCAGAAAUAUCUGCGAACUGGUUUGACAAGUUUGUGUUGUUACUACAUAAUUGUUGGAGAUAAUUGGAGUUGUUGGUAUCUCGGUGCUGUCAAUCAUAAUGUCAGAGAAGCAUAAUUGUCAACUUAGCACUAAAUUAAUUUUUUUUCUGAACUCAAAUGAACAAGUUAAGUAAGUUUUAAGCAGAAAAAAAAAAAAAAAUCUGUCUAGGCCAAAUUGAAAACCUUUACUCUGUGAGCAAUCAAAAAACAAAAAAUCAUAGCUUAAGAAAUGCAACAUCUUCCAAAGUUUAUAAUCCCAAGUCCAUUAACGAAAAAACACAAUCCAAUAAAGGACGGAACAUCAACAAACAAAAAAGAAGUUCGUGUAAGUUUUCAGCUCGAUGAAUACUGUUAAAAUGAAAGUUCGUAACUGUUUGCCUCUUCUUCCAGUAAAUACGUAACUUGACAUAAAAAAUGGAUUAAUGAAACAGAAUUGUUAUUGUGAAAAUUAUAACAAACCAAAUUAGGUAAAUUGUCACAAUGAUAGUAAACACGUUUCUCAAAAAAAAAAAAAAAAAAAA
Anastrepha ludens (Mexican fruit fly) is the source of this 3463-nucleotide messenger RNA. Its product is annotated as cAMP-specific 3',5'-cyclic phosphodiesterase-like. The transcript is spliced from 3 exons. Bases 232 to 1899 code for a protein of 555 amino acids. The record is from RefSeq and is a predicted model, not a curated record. NCBI's taxonomy places the organism in Eukaryota, Metazoa, Arthropoda, Insecta, Diptera, Tephritidae.